AACCCUAAAUUGAAAGGCAAAGCCAAAAUCCUAACAUGAGAGAGUCUGAUGAUCAAGUUAGCUCCGCCCCGAUAAGCCCAAGACCACCGUCGGCCGGCCACUGGCCACCACGAGUAAUAUCAGCUCCGCCUUCUCAACUCCAAUCACCAUCCUUAUCUCGAUCACCACUAAGUCAAACACCACAUUCCACCACCAAAACUAAAACCGGCCACAAGACAACUUUAUCACACACUCUGUCGGUGAUCUCUGCUCCUGUCUCGCAGUAUAACUCACCAUCGAUGUCACGAUCACCAUUUCUUGGGACACCAGACCGCCCUAUGACAGUGCCGGCUAGUGGAGCCAGAACACCCCUUGGUUUUAUUAGGUCUAGGAACUUGACACCAAAAUUCUUGACACCUUUGGCUAGCCCUCUUAGAAAGGUCCUACACCUCACCAAGCUAGACCCGCAUGAUGCUUGGUUGCCCAUCACUGAAUCAAGAAAUGGAAAUGCUUUCUAUGCAGCUUUUCACACACUUUGUUCUGGAAUUGGGAUUCAAGCACUUAUUCUCCCUGUCGCCUUCACUUUUCUUGGCUGGGUAUGGGGUAUCAUAUCGUUGAUUUUAGUAUUUAUAUGGCAACUCUACACUUUGUACUUGCUAGUAAAUCUCCAUGAAUCAGUUGAAACUGGGAUACGACACAGCAGAUACAUGCAAUUAGCAAAUGCAGCCUUUGGUGAAAGGUUAGGGAACAGCCUCGCCAAAUUUCCAAUAGUGUAUCUGUCAGGGGGUACUUGCGUGGCUCUGAUCAUCAUUGGUGGAUCAACUGCGAAAAUCUUCUUCGACAUCGUUUGUGAUGAUUCCUCUUGCAAAGCUGGAAGAUUGACUCCAACAGAGUGGUACUUGGUGUUCACAUGCGGAGCAGUUCUCCUUUCUCAGUUGCCCAACAUGAACUCAAUAGCUGGGAUCUCAUUGGUUGGUGCAAUUACAGCUAUUGGGUAUUGUACAACAAUAUGGGUCGUAUCAGUGGUCGAAGGUAGACCACCGAAUGUAUCCUAUGGUUUGGUAAAGGCACGAUCAGAUGUUGCUAGGGUUUUCAACAUUCUCAAUGCCCUUGGUAUCAUUGCUUUCACAUUUAGAGGCCACAAUCUUAUACUUGAGAUACAGGCUACCAUGCCCUCAAGUGAGAAGCAUCCAUCUAGAAUUCCUAUGUGGAGGGGUGUCAAAGCUUCAUAUGCUCUUAUAGCUAUAUGCGUAUUCCCCCUUGCAAUUGGUGGUUAUUGGGCUUAUGGUCGGGAAAUUCCUGCAUCUGGGAUGUUGAAUGCAUUGCUCAUGUUCCAUGGUAAAGAUCUAGCCAGGUCAGUUCAAGGGUUAGCAAGCUUACUCGUAAUCAUCAACAGUUUAACUUCUUUCCAAAUAUAUGCAAUGCCAACGUUCGAUGAGAUGGAGUCUAAUUACGUUAUAAGGUUCAAGAAACCAUGUCCAUGGUGGCUCAGGGUGGUCAUGCGGUCCUUCUUCGGGUUUGGAAGUUUCUUAUUUGCAGUUGCAUUUCCUUUCUUGGGAAGUGUGGCCGGUUUAGUGGGAGGAAUUGCUUUACCCGUGACAUUGGCAUAUCCGUGUUUCAUGUGGCUAAAGAUCAAGAAACCACAAGUUUAUAGUCCCAAAUGGUGGUUAAAUUGGGGACUAGGUGUUUUCGGCAUGGUGUUAAGUGUUGUUGUGAUUGUUGGAGGGUUUUAUACGAUUAUUGACACCGGUAUUCAAGUAAAGUUCUUUAAACCACAAUAA
This is a messenger RNA of Cynara cardunculus var. scolymus (artichoke), 1760 nucleotides long. RefSeq names its product lysine histidine transporter-like 8. Bases 36 to 1760 code for a protein of 574 amino acids. Gene Ontology annotation, cellular component: plasma membrane. The record is from RefSeq and is a predicted model, not a curated record. NCBI's taxonomy places the organism in Eukaryota, Viridiplantae, Streptophyta, Magnoliopsida, Asterales, Asteraceae. The transcript has 5 exons.